This is a messenger RNA of Cricetulus griseus (Chinese hamster), 13119 nucleotides long. The record is from RefSeq and is a predicted model, not a curated record. NCBI's taxonomy places the organism in Eukaryota, Metazoa, Chordata, Mammalia, Rodentia, Cricetidae.
GCCGCCUCGGCCAACUUGCUUGAGGCCUGCGCACGGUAGCUGCAGAGGCUCCGGCUCCGGCGCCGGCUGGGCGCGGGGUGCAGCGCUAUUGUGACCGCUGCGCCCAGGAGGAGGAGGAGGAGGGGGUGCCCUUUUGUGCCGCGUCCAGAAGCUGCCCCCCGACACCCGCAGCCCCCGUCUCUUUCAAGAGAUUUGGCUGCCGGACCUUGGGCGUGGGGAGGAGGAGGGUUCUCGUUAGAGAUCUGGGGAUUUUGACUGCCAAAGGGUUUUAAUUUUAGUUCAGCCCCAGUGUCCGUCAGCCUGCAGUGCAGGGACGAUGAACGGGCGGUUUCCAUGUGGCAGGCUUUGCCCAGCUCCAGGAAGAUGUAGUUCGCCGAGACUCACUGAGGCCAUUUUCCUGUCGUCAGCCUGGAGAACUUUUUCCGUCCUUGGAAGUGCAGCAGAAAGGCCACUAGGCCUUCAGGAGUGGCUGCCAUUUUGAAGAGAAGAGUCAGAUGGUCUGUUAACUCAGAUUAAUCGCUGUGUCUUUUGGAUUCCAGGUUGAUGCGGGCACAGUAUGGAUCAGACUUGUGAACUAUCUAGAAGGAAUUGUCUGCUGUCCUUUUCUAAUCCAGUGAAUUUAGAUGCCCCCGAAGACAAGGACAGCCCUUUCGGUAAUGGUCAAUCCAAUUUUUCUGAGCCACUUAAAGGAGGGUGUACUAUGCAGUUACCGACUGCCAGUGGAACAUCCCAAAAUGCUUAUGGACAAGAUUCUCCAUCUUGUUACAUUCCACUGCGGAGACUACAGGAUUUGGCCUCCAUGAUCAAUGUAGAGUAUUUAAGUGGGUCUGCUGAUGGAGCAGAGUCCUUUCAAGACCCUGCAAAAAGUGAUUCAAGAGCUCAGUCGCCAAUUGUUUGCACUUCCUUGAGUCCCGGUGGUCCAACAGCACUUGCUAUGAAACAGGAUCCCUCUUGUAAUAACUCCCCCGAACUCCAGUUAAGAGUAACAAAGACGACCAAGAAUGGCUUUCUGCACUUUGAGAAUGUUACUUGUGUGGACGAUGCAGUUGUAGAUUCUGAAAUGGACCCAGAACAGCCAGUCCCAGAGGAUGAGAGUAUAGUGGAGAUCUUUGAGGAAACUCAGACCAAUGCCACCUGCAAUAAUGAGCCUAAAUCAGAAAACGGUGUAGAAAUGGCCAUGGGAAGUGAACGGGACAGCACAUCAGAGAGUAGACAUGGGGCAGUCAAACGGCCAUUCUUGCCAUUAGCUCCUGAAACUGAAAAACAGAAAAAUAAACAAAGAAGUGAAGUGGACGGAAGCAAUGAAAAAACAGCCCUCCUCCCAGCCCCCAUUUCACUAGGAGAUGCAAACAUUACCAUAGAAGAGCAAUUUAACUCAAUAAAUUUAUCUUUUCAGGAUGAUCCAGACUCCAGUACCAGUACAUUAGGAAACAUGCUAGAAUUACCUGGGACUUCAUCAUCAUCUACUUCACAGGAAUUGCCAUUUUGUCAACUGAAGAAAAAGUCUACACCACUGAAAUAUGAAGUUGGAGAUCUCAUUUGGGCAAAAUUCAAGAGACGCCCAUGGUGGCCCUGCAGGAUUUGUGCUGAUCCAUUGAUUAAUACACACUCAAAAAUGAAAGUUGCCAAUAGGAGGCCCUAUCGAGAAUACUACGUGGAGGCUUUUGGAGAUCCUUCUGAAAAAGCCUGGGUGGCUGGAAAAGCAAUCGUCAUGUUUGAAGGGAGGCAUCAAUUUGAAGAACUACCUGUCCUUAGGAAAAGAGGGAAACAGAAAGAGAAAGGAUAUAGGCAUAAGGUUCCUCAGAAAAUUUUGAGUAAAUGGGAAGCAAGUGUUGGUCUUGCUGAGCAAUAUGAUGUUCCCAAAGGAUCUAAGAAGCAGAAAUGUGUCACCAGUUCAAUCAAGUUGGACAGUGAGGAAGAGAUGCUUUUUGAGGACUGUACAAAUGAUCCAGAAUCAGAGCAGGACCUGCUGCUCAAUGGCUGUCUGAAGUCUCUGGCUUUUGAUUCUGAGCACUCUGCAGAUGAGAAGGAAAAGCCCUGUGACAAGCCUCGAGCUAGAAAGAGCUCUGAUAGUAUAAAAAGGACUAGUGUGAAGAAGGGCCUCCUGCCAUUUGAAGCACACAAAGAGGAACAGAGGGGGAGAAUUCCAGAGAACCUUGACCUAGACUUUAUUUCUGGGAGUGUAUCUGAUAAACAAGCUUCUAAUGAACUUUCCAGGAUAGCAAACAGCCUCACAGGGUCUAAAACUGCACCAGGAGGUUUCCUCUUUUCUUCAUGUACACAGAGCACCGCUAAGGCAGAUUUUGAGAUUUCAAAUUGCGAUUCUUUAUCAGGUUUGUCUGAGAGUGCUUUGAGCUCUAAACAUUCUGUAGAGAAAACAAAACUCCAGCCAGGCUUGGUGUGUGGCUCCAAAGUACAGCCCUGCUAUAUUGGAGCUGGUGACGAGGGAAAGAGAAGUGAUUCUGUUAGUGUGUGUACCACUUCUGAUGAUGGGAGCAGUGAUCUGGAUCCUAUAGAACGCAACUCAGAAUUUGAUAGCAGUGUCCUUGAAAUUACAGAUGCUUUUGAUAGGACAGAGAGUGCUUUAUCUAUGCACAAAAACGAAACAAAGUAUUCUAGAUAUCUUGCCACAAACAGAGUAAAAGAAAAACAGAAGUCCCUCAUCACUAAUUCACAUACAGACCACUUAGUGGAUUCUACCAAGACAGUGGAGCCUGGAACUGCUGAAAUGUCUCAGGUUAAUCUUUCUGAUCUUAAAGUCUGUACUCCUGUGCCCAAACCCCAACCAGAAUUUAGAAAUGACAGUCUCACUCCAAAAUUCAGUGCAGCACCAAGCAUUUGUAGUGAAAACUCAUUGACAAAGGGUGGGGCUGCAAAUCAAACUCUGUUACCUUUGAAAAGCAGACAGCCCAAGUUCCGAAGUAUAAAAUGCAAGCAUAAAGAAAACCCAGCUGAUGCAGAACCCUCAGCUACAAAUGAGGACCUCAGCUUGAAAUGCUGUUCUUCUGCUGAUACCAAAGGCUCUCCUUUGGCCAGCAUAUCCAAAAGUGGAAAAGCAGAGGGCCUAAAACUACUGAACAAUGUGCAUGAGAAAAGCAGAGAUUCGAGUGACAUAGAGACAGCGGUGGUGAAGCAUGUUCUCUCGGAACUGAAGGAGCUCUCAUACAGAUCACUAAGUGAGGAUGCCAGUGACUCCGCAACAUCAAAGGCAUCGAAGCCAUUACUGUUUUCUUCUGCUGCUAGUCAGCAUCAUAUACCUAUAGAACCAGAUUACAAAUUUAGUACACUGCUAAUGAUGCUGAAAGACAUGCAUGAUAGUAAGACAAAGGAGCAAAGGUUGAUGACUGCUCAAAGUCUGGCGUCCUACCGAACCCCAGAUCGUGGGGACUGCUCUACUGGUAACCCUGUAGGGACAUCAAAGGGUUUGGUGUUAGGAGGCUCCACACACAAUUCUGAAAAAACUGGAGAUGGCACUCAAGAUGCAGUCCGGCUGAGUUCUAGUGGGGGUGACUCUUCAUUGUCUGGAGAACUGUCUUCCCUGUCUGGCUUAGCUUCUGACAAAAGAGACUCUGCUUGUGGUAAAAGUCGCUUAAACUGUGUUCCAAGGCGCAACUGUGGCCGGGCAAGGCCAUCAUCCAAAUUGAGAGAAGCAGUUUCAGCCCAGAUGGCAAAUCCCCCGGUAAACCCAAAAGCCUUAAAGACUGAGCGGAAAAGAAAGUUGAACCGACUUCCUGCUGUGACCAUUGGAGCUAACCGGUUGGGAGACAAGGCAAGUGGAGGUUCAGUGAAUGGCCCAUCAAGGGGUGGGGCUGAAGACCCUGGUAAAGAAGAGCCUCUUCAGCUAAUGGGCCAUUUAAGAACCACAGACACCCAUUUUUCUGAUGCACAUUUUGAUAGCAAGAUUAAACAACCUGACCCUGAUAAAGUUCUGGAAAAAGAGCCUUCUUUUGAGAACAGAAAAGGUCCAGAGCUGGGCUCUGAAAUGAACAGUGAGAAUGAUGAGCCCCAUGGUGUCAAUCAAGUGGUGCCUAAAAAGCGGUGGCAGCGAUUAAACCAAAGGCGCCCUAAGCCUGGCAAACGCACUAGCAGAUUUAGGGAGAAAGAAAACUCGGAGGGUGCCUUUGCUGCAUUGCUUCCUGUUGAGCCUGUGCAGAAGGGGCGGGAUGAUUUCUUAGAACAAAGAGCUCCUCCUACAAGCAUCCUGGAGGACUCAGCCGCAGACCCCAAUCAUGGCUGCCACUCGGACUCCGUUGGGCCAAGGCUGAGCGUUUGUGAUAAACCCAGUGCUAGCAUGGUGGGUGAUGUGGAAAAGGAGACAGGAAUUCCCAGUUUGACGCCACAGACCAAGCUCCCAGAGCCAGUUAUUCGGUCAGAGAAGAAACGCCUUAGGAAGCCAAGCAAGUGGCUUCUGGAAUACACAGAAGAAUAUGAUCAGAUAUUUGCUCCUAAGAAAAAACACAAGAAGGUGCAGGAACAAGUGCACAAGGUAAGUUCCCGCUGUGAAGACGAAAACCUUUUUGCCCGAUGUCGCUCUAGUGCUCAGAACAAGCAGGUGGAUGAGAACUCUUUGAUUUCAACUAAAGAAGAGCCUCCAGUUCUUGAAAGAGAGGCUCCGUUUUUGGAAGGGCCCUUGGCUCAGUCAGAUCUUGGAGUUGGACAUGCUGAGUUGCCACAGCUGACCUUAUCUGUUCCUGUGGCUCCAGAAGUCUCUCCGCGGCCUGCCCUUGAGUCUGAGGAAUUGCUUGUUAAGCCACCAGGAAAUUAUGAAAGUAAGCGUCAAAGAAAACCAACUAAGAAACUUCUUGAAUCCAAUGAUUUAGACCCUGGAUUUAUGCCCAAGAAGGGCGAUCUUGGCCUUUCUAGAAAGUGCUUUGAGGUGGGUCGCUUGGAGAACGGCGUUGUUGACUCACGGGCUACUUCUCAUUUGAAAGCAUUUGGUGGAGGCACAACCAAGAUAUUUGAUAAACCAAGAAAACGAAAACGACAGAGGCAUGUUACAGCCAAAGUGCACUAUAAAAAAGUGAAAAAGGAGGGCUCCUCCAGAGAGGCUUCAUGCGCUGAGGGAGAGCUGAUGGUUCACAGAACGGCUGCCAGCCCCAAGGAGCUUCUUGAAGACGGUGUAGAGCACGAUCCCGGGAUGUCUGCAUCCAAAAAGUUGCAGGGUGAACGAGGUGGAGGGGCAGCACUCAAGGAGAAUGUUUGCCAGAACUGUGAGAAACUGGGUGAGCUGUUGUUGUGUGAGGCUCAGUGCUGUGGGGCUUUCCACCUGGAGUGCCUUGGCCUAACUGAGAUGCCUCGAGGGAAAUUCAUCUGCAAUGAGUGUCGUACAGGGAUCCAUACCUGUUUUGUGUGUAAGCAGAGUGGGGAAGAUGUCAAAAGGUGCCUUCUGCCUUUAUGUGGGAAGUUUUACCAUGAAGAAUGUGUUCAGAAGUACCCGCCAACCGUCACGCAGAACAAGGGCUUCAGGUGCCCCCUUCACAUCUGCAUAACGUGCCAUGCUGCUAACCCAGCCAAUGUGUCCGCCUCUAAAGGUCGUCUGAUGCGUUGUGUCCGCUGUCCUGUGGCAUACCAUGCUAAUGACUUUUGUCUUGCUGCUGGGUCAAAAAUCCUUGCAUCUAAUAGUAUCAUCUGCCCUAAUCACUUCACCCCUAGGCGGGGCUGCCGAAAUCACGAGCAUGUUAAUGUCAGCUGGUGUUUUGUGUGUUCAGAAGGAGGCAGCCUUCUCUGCUGUGAUUCCUGCCCUGCUGCUUUUCAUCGUGAAUGCCUAAACAUUGAUAUUCCUGAAGGAAAUUGGUAUUGCAACGACUGCAAGGCAGGCAAAAAACCACACUACAGGGAGAUUGUCUGGGUAAAGGUUGGUCGGUACAGGUGGUGGCCAGCUGAGAUCUGCCAUCCUCGAGCCGUCCCCUCUAACAUCGAUAAAAUGAGGCAUGACGUGGGCGAGUUUCCUGUUCUCUUCUUUGGGUCUAAUGACUAUCUGUGGACUCAUCAGGCCCGAGUCUUCCCCUACAUGGAAGGAGAUGUGAGCAGCAAGGAUAAGAUGGGAAAAGGAGUUGAUGGAACAUAUAAAAAAGCUCUUCAGGAAGCUGCAGCAAGGUUUGAAGAGUUAAAGGCCCAAAAAGAGCUAAGACAACUGCAGGAAGACCGAAAGAAUGACAAGAAGCCACCACCUUAUAAACAUAUAAAGGUGAACCGUCCGAUUGGCAGGGUGCAGAUCUUCACUGCAGACUUGUCAGAAAUUCCCCGCUGCAACUGUAAAGCUACGGACGAGAACCCCUGUGGGAUAGACUCAGAGUGCAUUAACCGGAUGCUGCUCUAUGAAUGCCAUCCCACAGUGUGUCCCGCUGGAGGGCGCUGUCAAAACCAGUGCUUCAGCAAGCGCCAGUAUCCAGAUGUUGAAAUUUUCCGAACAUUACAGAGGGGCUGGGGUCUCCGGACAAAAACAGAUAUUAAAAAGGGUGAGUUUGUGAAUGAGUACGUGGGUGAGCUGAUAGAUGAAGAAGAGUGCAGAGCUCGGAUCCGUUACGCACAAGAACAUGACAUCACCAAUUUCUAUAUGCUCACUCUAGAUAAAGAUCGAAUUAUUGAUGCUGGCCCUAAAGGAAACUACGCUAGGUUCAUGAACCACUGCUGCCAGCCUAACUGCGAAACACAGAAGUGGUCUGUGAAUGGGGACACUCGAGUUGGUCUUUUUGCUUUGAGUGACAUUAAAGCAGGGACUGAACUUACCUUCAAUUACAACCUAGAAUGUCUUGGGAAUGGAAAAACUGUCUGCAAAUGUGGAGCCCCGAACUGCAGUGGCUUCUUGGGUGUAAGGCCAAAGAAUCAGCCCAUUGUCACGGAAGAAAAGUCAAGAAAAUUCAAGAAGAAGCAACAUGGGAAACGCAGGAGCCAGGGUGAAGUCACAAAGGAAAGAGAGGAUGAGUGUUUCAGCUGUGGGGAUGCUGGUCAGCUCGUCUCCUGCAAGAAGCCGGGCUGCCCGAAAGUUUACCACGCCGACUGUCUCAAUCUGACCAAGCGACCCGCAGGGAAAUGGGAGUGUCCUUGGCACCAGUGUGACGUCUGUGGGAAGGAAGCAGCCUCCUUUUGUGAGAUGUGCCCCAGCUCCUUUUGCAAGCAGCAUCGAGAAGGGAUGCUUUUCAUUUCCAAGCUCGAUGGGCGUUUGUCUUGUACUGAGCAUGACCCCUGUGGGCCCAACCCUCUGGAGCCAGGGGAGAUCCGUGAGUAUGUGCCUCCCCCAGUGCCACUGUCUCCAAGCCCCAGCACCCAACUGACAGAGCAGUCAUCAGGGAUGGCUACUCAGGGGCCCAAGACGUCUGAUCAGCCACCUACUAAUGCCACUCAGAGGCUGCCAGUCUCCAAGAAAGCCCUGACAGGGACUUGUCAGAGGCCAAUGCUACCUGAAAGACCUGAGAGAACUGAGUCUAGUUCCCCCCUUUCAGAUAGGGUCAGAGACCUUGCUGGAUCAGGGACCAAAUCCCAGUCCUUGGUAUCCAGCCAGAGGCCACAGGACAGGCCACCUACUAAAGAAGGACCAAGACCUCAGCCAUCCGACAAAUCCUCUCCAAUGACCAAGCCAAGCUCCUUACCCUCAGUCAGGUCCCUGCCACUGGAAAGACCUCUGGGAAUGAUUGACCCAAGGCUGGAUAAAUCCAUAGGUGCUGCCAGCCCAAAGUCCCAGUCAGUGGAGAAAACCCCAGCCCCCACUGGCGUGAGACUUUCACCACCAGACAGACUGCUGACCACCAGCAGUCCCAAGUCCCAGGUUUCUGACAGGCCCCCAGACAAAUCCCAUGCCUCUUUGACCCAGAGACUUCCCCCUCCUGAGAAAGUACUAUCUGCUGUGGUCCAGUCUCUGGUAGCUAAAGAAAAAGCACUCAGGCCUGUGGACCAGAACACUCAGUCAAAGCACAGAGCCUCUCUAGUGAUGGACCUGGCUCCUCGCCAGAAGGAGCGGGCUGCGUCUCCUCAUGACAUCACACCACAGGCUGAUGAGAAGACGCCCGUACUGGAAUCAAGCCCAUGGCCAUCCAGCAAAGGUCUGGGGCAUAUGCCACGGGCUGUGGAGAAAAGCAGUGUGUCAGAUUCCCUCCUGCCAGCCGGGAAAGCAGCAGCUCCUUCAGAACACCCUUGGCAAGCUGUUAAAUCACUCACCCAGGCCAGACUUCUUUCUCCACCUUCUGCCAAGGCUUUUUUAUAUGAAUCAGCAACUCAAGCCUCAGGAAGAGCUCCUGUGGGAGCUGAGCAGACCCCAGGACCUCCCAACUCAGCACCAGGCCUGAUUAAACAGGUGAAGCAGCUAUCUAGAGGACUUACUGCCAAGAGUGGGCAGUCCUUCAGGUCUCUUGGGAAGAUCCCAGCUUCUCUUCCCAAUGAAGAGAAGAAGUUGACAACCACAGAACAGAGUCCCUGGGGCCUUGGGAAAGCCUCACCAGGGGCAGGGCUUUGGCCCAUAGUGGCUGGACAAACACUAGCCCAGGCUUGCUGGUCUGCUGGGGGCACACAGACAUUGGCACAAACUUGCUGGUCCCUUGGAAGAGGGCAAGACCCCAAACCAGAGCAAAAUACAGUUCAAGCUCUUAACCAGGCUCCUUCUAGUCGCAAAUGCGCAGAGUCAGAAAAGAAAUAAUACAGUAAAUACCACAUAACCAGGCAAGCUGACCCCAGGGUACCGUUUUGGGGAGGUAAAUCUUCCUUUUUCCUUCUUGAAAAACAGACAUAUUCCCAACACUUCCACUGUUCUUCUUUCCUUAUACCCCCCAACACUCAGAACUCUAGUGACAUUAGCCCAUGGGGACUUGUGGUUUGUGUGAACCAUGUAUGGAAAUUCGUCGGGCCCCAGUCAAGGAGACAGACAGACUUGAGUCUCUUUGCCCUAACUUUUACAUAUGGUCAACUUAAAAUAAAAAGUCCACUCUGGAAUCAAGCAUGGAAUUCAAUUCCACUGGUCAAGUUGGAAAGUAUAGGGGUUCUCAAGGCUGUUUCCCUGGCCCUGCAGUCCCGCCCCAUUGAGAACACCUGAUAAACCUUUAGGAGGCUCUGAUGUUCAUUCAAAUCACUGCAGUUUCCUGAGUAUUGAUGUGUGCUAAAGUCAGGAGGCUAGUCGUUUGUGUAAGACAGAAUUAUAUAAGGCCUGGUCCCAAUGAGCCCAACUUCCCUGCUUGGGUUCCCAGGAGAUUUCAAGGACCUCUGACCAGAGAACAACAGAAAGCACUGCUAGGCCAUGAAUUUCCAGGUUCGUUCUCUAGUGGGUGUGGGUGUGCGCACAUGUGUGGCCCAGAAUGUGUCUGUAUUGAACAUAAGUUUCUUUUUGGAACAUGCAUGCAUGUAUGUGCAUGCGUGUGCCUGCAAAGGUCUUCUCUAUGAAUGGAAGGGCGCUACAUCAAGGCCAAGGUGAGCUAUUGGCUGGAGCAGCUGCUGCAAUCUCGGUGUAUUGCAGUCUGAACAUUUGUCCUUGGAGGAGUGUCUGGUUAGAGGGAGCUGGUCUCUGAGAAUGUAGUAUCCCAGAAGUGGACAAGGGCAAUUAAUUGGCAAGCUUACCUGUAUUUUCUACCAAUAAUCCUUUUACCAGAACCUACCCCGUCUGCAUUUCCUCAAACACUCAGGUGCUUUCAGAUUUCAGUCUUGGGCAGUGGACAUAGGGAAUUUCUGGCAAGCUCCUAGCAAGACACACCACCUUCAAGAAUCGUAUCAGAUCACGGUGGGAAUUUUCUCAUGGUCUCAUGCCCUCCUACCUGAAGGGAGGGCUCCCUCUCCACCCCUGUGAAUGGCUAUGCUUUCUGUUAGAGAGCAUGUGCCUGGUAUCUUAACUUAUGCAAGCCAGAGCCCUUCCCCAAGACUGGAGAAAUGUGUUUGGAGCAAUGUCCAAUCUAAGAGAUGACUCCUCAUAACUGCUGAUUAUCUGUUACUGCUGCCCUGAGCUGGGACCCAAGGGCUGGGAAUCUGUUGGUGCUACCCCGCCCUACCGUUUCCCCAGCUCAUCAACUGCCAACAGGAAGUGCUGUUUGGCUAGUUCUAUCAAACCCACCUGCCCUUUGUCCUCAGACCAUGUGUUUGUUACCUGUCUGCUUUGCCAACUUAGUAUCUUUAGCCAACAAAUGGCAUUUCCUGGCCAAAAUAUCUGGCCUUUUUGUCUCAGUUACAGCUUUUACACCCUCAACAGGAUUCUGUUUUGCCCUAGUUUCCUUCUCCCUAAGUUCCUGUUGAGGUUAGCUCUCAUCACUUCUCCAGAGGAAAGAACAGUGGUGGUUACAGAAGCAUUUGUGCUUUAUAUAAAAAUUAAGAGUAAAGAGUAGUAUCUGCUUUUAUUUUCCCCAAGUAUGUUUCUGGGGGGGAGACCUCAGAAUCUCCUCUCUGAGUUACCUGCCUAGUUCUCCCCUUUCAUCCUUUCAUCCCCAGGGCAUCUGUGUUCAAAAGGAAGAGAAAACAUAAAGCAUCUUAUUUUCUUUUAAAAAAAAAUUUUAAACCAUGAAGAAAAUAUUUUUAAAGAAAUUCACCCAGGACAUUAAAGUUCACUAUAUUACGUAUUUAUCAUGUGUGAGAAUAUAAGUAUAUAACUGCAGCUAGUAGGCCCCUUCCCUGAUUUCUUAGGUUGUGUGAGUAGGUUUGCUUGGUGCCAGUCCUGUGCCCUUUGCUCUCCUGUCAUCUGUAGUUGUGAUCAGAAAAAGAUAUCUGAACUGCACUGUCAAGAGUCUCCUUUCACUAUGUUGUGUGUUUGAUACCGUAGCUCUGAAAUAAACUGUGAAUUGGGGGUGGGUGGGGGGGUGCAGGCUAUGUAAAAAUUUUAAAUGGAGAAGUUUGGUCUUGACAUCGCUUCUCUAAAAUAGGUUUCAGUGGGUAAUUGGCUUUGACAGCUGUCUAGAAAUGUCUCACAGGGCAGAGGGAGGGAUGGAGGUUAGGAUUGGCCAAGUGUGUUUUGUUUUCAUAUUUCCAUGCACCACCAUUCUUUGGAGCCUUCCUUCCAGACCUGCCGGGGAAACAUUUUCUGAGCUGUGUACUUGUGGGCUGGAGGGUUCGGAGCAUGGGCGAGGAGGCCUUCUAAUGACAGGCACAUCCUGUCCAGUGCCACUGUGUUGUUGAAUGGAUACUAGACAUUUGAGCAGAGACCGAAGACAACAGCAUGAGAGUUGUGUUAAAACUGCCAGUGGUUGCUGUCCUUUAGUAUCAUGAGUGCUUGGGGAGGGGUGUGACUUGAGUGUGACAGGGGAAGAGGGUGACCUUGCAGUUCUUCUGGACUGCUUUUGAAUCCUGUAAUAUCCCUUUCUCUAGGGUGUAAAUUGGCAGCAGAGAAAAUCUUAUUAGAAACUUCUAACCAUUGAACAGGUGGUAUUUUGGCAUUGGCAUUUGGUUGGGUGCUUGAAAUUUGGAUGGCCAGAGAAUCUGCCUGUGAGACAGCACCCAGAAAGUACUUUCCAGGGACAAACCAAAGGCAGAAAUGCUCCUAGGUAGUAACUAAAACUUCUCUUUUUUAAUUAGGUCAGAAUAUAAGGGGAUUGGAGCCUACCCAUUUUAAUAAAAGACGGCCAUCAUUCACACACACACACACACACACACACACACACACACACACACACACACACACACACACACACACACACCCCAAAAAAGUAUUUUUAGAUGUCUGCUUCCCUAAAAUUUCUCAGUUUGAAAUUAUUUAUGUCACUGUGUCAAUUUUUUUUUAAAACCAAUCCUGCACCUUUGGUAUUCAUAUCCUCUAACCCACACUACAGUCCGGGCUUGAAGUGCAGUAGUGAGCUUUCGUGGCUCUGCACUGUUGGUUACUAAAGUGGUACUUGCAGGUUGUAGUCAGUGUAGUCAGAACUGACAGGGAGGAUGUCUAGGUUGUCCAUGCUGGGCAAUCAGGAGAGCGAGCAUUCAGUUAGAUGGGUCUUGGCCCCGGCUCCAAAAAAAUUGUUUUCUAAGACUUGCCGGGAUAUUGUCAUCCUCUUGGGGAUGUUGUCAUUGGAUGAAAAGAGGCCCAAUGUCCUCACUUCCUAGUUCAGAGGACAGGAGCAGCAGCAGGAAAUUCCUGUUAAAUAUCCCAAGUCAUUUAGACCUAGGUAGCUACGGCAGGAGCUAUGACCACUUUGCUCUCCGCUGAACUCCCUAGGUCCGUGCAGAAGUUCUAGUGUAAUUGAAAUACAAAUAAUUGCUUUGUACACAAAACAAUGUAAUGAUGGUGCUAAUCUCAUGGUAUAAAUAAGCACUGCCAAGGGUUGAGGGCGUGGUGACAUGAGACACGCGGGUUCCCAUUUGGGAAGAUAAUUUAUAUAGGUUCCUUUCAGCUCUGUGAGAGAGAGACAGGCGGUAGGCAGAGAGCGCGUUGCUGAUGUCUGCCGACCCAACCCUGGAGUGUUGAGUACAGUCCAGAGGUGGAAGAGAUGAUCCCAUAUCCAGUGAUGGCCACUGAGUUUCUCAGGGCUAGGGUCACCUUGUCCCAUCCUGCCUAGGACAGGUUAGAAGAGAGCUGUGGGUGUGGGGUGUCCUUUACCUUCUGCUUCUCUACCUCCUCCCCUCUCGUGGCAGCAUCUCAGUUGCAUAUGAACAAGGUCGGUGUUUCUUAAGACAGUUGGAAGAGCUUAUUUAGACAACUACAACCUCAAAAGAGAUGUUUCCUUACAACAGAAGCAAAGCAUACUAAACUCUUUUGUGGUACUUCCCCUAGGGCAGCCUUCCUGUGACUAUGAGGGGCUCCAGGAGUAGCUCCUGGAACCUAGCACAGCUCUGACAGAGGCAGGCCAGACACAGGGAGCUGAGUAGAAGCCAAGGGUGCUGGUGUUUUCCAGGAUGGCAGGAGGUGGUCUCCAGGUUGUGGUGUUGCCGCCUUACGUGUGUAGGUGAGUGUGGAAGUUGGGUGAGUGCAGCCCCUAGGAGCUCGUGGAAAAGCAGCUUCUUAGGUCUUGGCGAAGAAAGCUGACUACAAAGCUCUAUUUUUUAAAUGGGAAAAGUGUUCAGCCAAGGUCCAUCACUGUUCUCUCACCUCCCAACAGACUGUCAGCUGGAAGUGAACCUCCUAGUGAAAAAGAGGGGAGCCCUGCACUAGGAGUCCCCAUAAACAUGUACUGUAAUUCUUUGUAUAUAGAAAAAAUUACUGUAAAGUAAAGUUUAACUUUACUCUUA